Ictalurus punctatus (channel catfish) is the source of this 3966-nucleotide messenger RNA. It is a transcript of the gene lrrtm2, whose product is annotated as leucine rich repeat transmembrane neuronal 2. The transcript is spliced from 2 exons. NCBI's taxonomy places the organism in Eukaryota, Metazoa, Chordata, Actinopteri, Siluriformes, Ictaluridae. Gene Ontology annotation, molecular function: protein binding. Bases 1697 to 3325 code for a protein of 542 amino acids. The record is from RefSeq and is a predicted model, not a curated record. Gene Ontology annotation, cellular component: extracellular matrix.
GUCAAGCACCAAAACUAGGCUGCAGCUGAAAGGACUGCAUUCUUCCAAAGUCUAAACGCUGACCCGAAAUCUUCCACUUCACUGAACUCGUAUAAAUAAAUAAAUAAAUAAAUAAAUAAAUAAAUAAAGACACAGAAGAGGGAGAAUAAUAAAGAAAUAAAAACACACGAGGGGGAGAGCCGCACGCGGCUCUCAGGAUUAGUCGGUCAGUCAGAACGGACUAUUAAGUCCAGUGUUCGAAGUCUGGUCAGCCGUGUCGCCAUCACCGUGGUAACACGUGAAGUACAGGACGGCUUCAUCAGAGCUGAGAGAGAGGGGAAUACAGGCCGAGUGAACGGGUACAGGCCGGCUAAUUGCAAGUAUAAAGAUUACCGGCUGCCUCGCCAAAUUAAACACAGGUUUAACGUCAAAGUACAGACACCAAUUUGCUCCAUCAUCAUCAUCAAAAUAAUAAUAAUAAUAAGGUAUAAUUUAUUCUAAAAAAAAUGAAGAAAAAAGACACGAUGUAAGGGAGCAGGAGGUUUUCUUUUUUUAAAAAAAAUAAAUAAAUAAAGAGGUGAAAUGGAAAUGCAUUUAUAAGAAGAACAUGACCACACACACACACACACACACACACACACGAGCAUGGAUGAUUCAUUGGGAAGCUGUACAGUGUUCGCUUCAGCUAUGAAUUUCCACACAACCAGUUUGUGAGAUCAAUAUUCUGGAGACCCCAGAGAGAGAGAGAGAGAGGUGGAAGGAAAAAAACAAAAACAAAAAAAAACGGGAAGGAAAAGAUGAAUCAAAUACACAAGCACUACAUGCAUGUGCAAGGAAGGGAGAGUGGAAGACGGAAACGAGCGAGAGCGCGAGAGAGAGUGCACAAGAGGGAGGGAGAGAGAGAGAGAGAGAGAGAGAGAGAGAGAGAGAGAGAGAGAGAGAGAGAGAGAGAGAGAGAGAGAGAGAGAGUGUGCACAAGAGGGAGCGAGCGAGCGAGAGAGAGAGAAACAGCAGUGAUGAUCGAUGCCAGUCUGCCACCACUCUGUAGCAGUGAGAGGCUGCAACAAAAGCGCGGAAUAAAGGCUCUGCUGCUCUCGUCUCCAGUCGCCCUGCAUCUCUCCGAACACAACGCAGCCCCGACACAAGGUGCUGGCUCUGCCUGCCAUCAACAAGUUACGACUAAAGGACCCUCAGCCAUAAAAAAAAAAAAAAAAAAGAAAAAAAAAAAAAAAAGAAGAAGAAGAAGAGGAGUAUUUACUCUUCAAUUAAGCAACUGAGCUGACGACAUUGCGGUGGAAGGGGAAAGGGGAGGGAAAAUAAAGGGGGGGGGGACGACACUGUUCGCGAGGGUCGCGUUGGAUACAAAUCAAUUUGAAAAAGAUUAAGGAUUCCUGGAAGCAACAAGAAUGCCGGACCUUUCUUAAUUUGGGAACUGGAUAGAAAAAAAGAAAGAAAGAAAGAAAGAAAGAAAAAAAAAAAGCUACAAGGGAAUUAAGAAAAAACAAAAACAGAAAGAUACACGGACAAAACCGUACAACAUGGAUCUUGUGAAUUUGUUUCAGAGGAGACGGCUUGGCAUUGCUUUAGUUGAGAAGACCUUCAUUCGUUUCGUAUUUACUCAAAAGGCUUUCUUCCCCUUGGAUUUCCCGUCCAUCUGGCUGUUCCAAGGCUCUACGGAGAAAGACAGUUGAAUGCCACCGUCGAUGUUCACAAAAGAAUGGGUUUCCAUUCAAGGUGGCCAUUGGUGGGACAAGCACCAGCGGCACUUUGUGUGAUCAGCAUGCUACUGUGCCUGCCUCUCACAUCAUGCACAGCCUGUCCUCAGAAAUGCCGCUGCGAGGACCUACAGUUUUACUGCGACACGCAGGGACUCCUGGCGCCCCCAGACGGCGUGGACAGAGGAGCCCUGGGGCUCUCGCUCCGGCACAACAGCAUCCACGAGCUAAACCCCGAGCAGUUCUUCGGCUUCACCCAGCUAACCUGGCUCCACUUGGACCACAACCAAAUACUCAACGUGCAUGAGGAUGCCUUCCAGGGGCUCUACAAGCUCAAGGACCUGAACCUGAGCUCCAACCGCAUCACCAAGCUGCCCAACACAACCUUCAUCCACCUCAUCAACCUGCAAAUCCUGGAUCUAUCCUUUAACCAGAUGACUGCGCUGGAGCCCGAGCUCUUUCACGGGCUUCGGAAGCUUCAGAUCCUCCACCUGAGGUCCAACUUCCUGCGGACCACACCUGUCAGGGCCUUCUGGGACUGUCGGAGCCUGGAGUACCUUGGGUUGAGCAACAACCGGCUUCGGAGCCUGGCUCGGAAUGGAUUCGCCGGGCUAAUAAAGCUACGGGAGCUCCAUUUGGAACACAACCACUUGACCAAGAUCAAUCUGGCCCACUUCCCGCGUCUCGUCGCCCUCCAGUUCCUCUAUCUCCAGUGGAACAAGAUUAACAAUUUAUCAUGUACCAUGGAGUGGGAGUGGACCACUCUGGAAAAACUGGAUCUAACUGGGAACGAGAUACGCACGCUAACCCCUGAAGUGUUUGAAACUUUACCGAACCUAAAGGUUCUGCUGCUGGAUAACAACAAGUUGACCAGCCUUGAUACCCAAACCACGGAUAUGUGGAAGUCUCUGAACACCAUCGGGUUGUCCAGCAACCUUUGGGAAUGUACAAAAAAGAUUUGCAACUUGGCCAGUUGGCUUAGUAAGUUUAAGGGACGAUGGGAACAUUCCAUCCUAUGCCACAGCCCUGACUUCACACAGGGCGAGGAAAUACUAGACGCUGUUCAUGGAUUCCAACUCUGCCAAAACAUCUCAGCACCCGUCGUACUGACCAGCACCACCAUGGAGGCCACGUUACCCCAACAGUUCACUAGCUCCUUUUUUGGGAAUAUGCAGACGCCGACGCAGGACUUCUACCCUGAGGAUUUUGGGAGCUUUACCACCGUCACCACAACUACCACCACCACUCAAACCCCACAAACUACCAUGGCUACCACCACAGUGGAUGGGGAAAACGUUACCGAGGACUACGGCGCGAUCGACAACACCCUACUGACCCACAGAGUCAUCAUAGGUACCAUGGCCCUUUUGUUUUCGUUCUUUCUCAUCGUUUUUGUAGUGUACAUCUCACGGAAGUGCUGCCCUCCGACUCUACGACGGAUCCGCCACUGCUCCGCCAUUCAGAACCGGCGACAGAUGAGGACCCAGCAGAGGCAGCCGAUGGCGGACCUGGCCACACAGGUGCCCUAUAACGAGUACGAGCCGACGCACGAGGAAGGUGCGCUAGUGAUCAUUAACGGUUACGGGCAGUGCAAGUGUCAGCAGCUGCCUUACAAAGAGUGUGAAGUAUAAACAAUAUUUAUUUCUGCCGUUUAUGGGUUUCGCCAUUUCAACCAUUUCGAAAGAUACAGGGUUUGUUUCGGACCUUUUGGAAAUAAAUCAGCGUUGAUUCUUUAUACUGGUUUUGGAAGAAAAAAAAAUAAUAAAUAAUCAAAAUCAAUGAAAACCGGAAGGUCAGGAGAACGGAAUUGAAACGAGAUGAAUAAAGAAGCUCAAGUUUAUUUUUAUAGUAUGAAAGCAAAGUUCAUAUCAAGCUGGGGCAAUCAAUCUCAGAUGGUCAUACGUGAGAUUCGUCAUUAGUCGCUUAUCCAGCAGCACAGGAAAGACAAGAGAGAAACAAAGCCAAAAUCAUCUGGAAAGCUGAGGUCCAGAAGAAAAAAGAAAAAAAAUAAAAUUAUGUAUGAAACUGCAUUCUUAUUCUGAUAAAUGUUCCGAUUUUAUAUUGUGGUAAGACGUGCUGUUGCAUAUGAUGCGCAGAAACACGAAUCAGACGAGAGAGAGAGAGUUUUAUGGUGCACGUUAGACUACACUAUAGAUCUCAUCACUUUGAAAGAAAAAAGUAAAGAUGGCUGGAUUGGUUGGGUUCAAAAAAAAAAAAAAAGAAGCAUUUUUACUCGUGUUUUGUUUAUUUUUUAAAUUAUGGAGGAAGAGCA